Porites lobata is the source of this 384-nucleotide messenger RNA. The record is from the annotation of a GenBank genome assembly. NCBI's taxonomy places the organism in Eukaryota, Metazoa, Cnidaria, Anthozoa, Scleractinia, Poritidae.
AUGGUUUCUCUACCCUUGUCUUUCCUGAGUUUGGCUUGGGCGUCUACUGUUGAUUAUGGGGUACUUCACAGUGACAGACAUUUCAGAGUGAAAGAUAAAGUUUUAAUUUUUUCAACGCACUUAUUUAUUUUAAGCAUUCGACUCUUUGCAGUUGCUUUGUUCACUGUAAGCUACAAGUGGUGGGUUAUCAGUGUUUUGAUUCUUCACUGUACGGUGAUAACGAUAUGUGACAGAGCUUGGCUUUGCAGAGGACGAGGCCGCAACGAAUGGGAACAGCUGUGGGAAGUCUUCAAGUCGUUUUUUUACUGGUUUCAUCGCGGCUACGAGAUGAUUUUUCAAUACAAGCAAAUUACGUCGAAGAAGAAAACAAAAAGGAAUAUUUAA